Hydractinia symbiolongicarpus is the source of this 729-nucleotide messenger RNA. RefSeq lists its product as uncharacterized. The record is from RefSeq and is a predicted model, not a curated record. The coding region runs from base 1 to 594 and encodes 197 amino acids. The transcript has 6 exons. Lineage: Eukaryota; Metazoa; Cnidaria; Hydrozoa; Anthoathecata; Hydractiniidae.
AUGAAUGUUUUUGCCAAAUAUUUUAUUUUGCAUGUAAUCUUGGUGGUUGCAGGUGGUAGCGUAGUACCGGAGAGUAUUUUAGGUCUGUCUAAAGAAGUUGUGUUAAAUUUAUUAGAAUUUCAAGUCUUAGAGUUGAUGUAUUUUGAUGUCUGUACAAUUGAUACAAAAUUGCGUCCGAUUGGGGAAAAAGGGGAAAAAGGAGUUUUAACUCAUACUACUGGAGACAUCGAUGCGGAUGCACUAAACCAUAAUCUCCAAGAUUUUGGAGUUUUGGGAGUUUUACCAGGUCCGAUUGGGGAAAAAGGGGAAAAAGGAGUUUUAACUCAUACUACUGGAGACAUCGAUGCGGAUGCACUAAAGCAUAAUCUCCAAGAUUUUGGAGUUUUACCAGGUCCGAUUGGGGAAAAAGGGGAAAAAGGAGUUUUAACUCAUACUACUGGAGACAUUGAUGCGAAAAUAGACAGAUACAGAACUGGCCUCGAAGUAAUGCGGGAUGACAUAGAAAGACUGCGGACAAUGGUUAAAAGUUUUGUAAGUAUAUUUAUCAUGAGAAUGUUGCCUCCCCACUUUAAAAAUGAUUUGCGUGCACAGUAGAAGCUUUAUGAUGGCUAAUGUGUCAAAAAUACUGCCAAAGUCAAAGGAAGGUCUAAUCGCUAAAAUUGAACCGAAAGGUUAACACAUUUUUUGUAUCCCGUCUAAGUAGGAUCUUUAUUUUUUGUCAAACCGAAU